CUUCUGCUCACCAUGUUCUCCUGGGCCAUCGCAGCGUUAGCUCUCGCAGCGAGCAGCUCUGCUGCCUCCAUCAGCUCCGCUGCCGCUGGCAUCUCGUCCCCACACAUCCAUGCUCGCUCACAGGUCAUGAACGAUACUGGCCUCCGUUACGUGCAGAACUCUGGCGUGUGCGAGACGACGCCGGGUGUCAACCAGGUUUCUGGCUAUGUCGAUGUUGGUCAGAACCAAUCCAUGUGGUUCUGGUUCUUCGAGGCGCGCGAGAACCCCGAGAAUGCCCCCUUUACCAUCUGGGUACAGGGUGGACCAGGAUGCUCCUCAAUGAUCGGUUUAUUCCAAGAGAACGGACCUUGCACGGUCAAUGCCGAUAAUGAAACUGUCUAUAACCCUUAUAGCUGGAAUAACGCUAGCAACAUUAUUUAUGUCGACCAGCCUAUUGGAACCGGAUUCUCUUACGGUACUGAUACAGCAAACAGCACGGUAGCAGCAGCCCCACCUGUGUGGACGCUUUUCCAAAUGCUCUUCGAGACUGGCCUAUUCUCGAACUAUUCAAGUCGAGAGAUCAUCUUGGGCACCGAGAGCUACGGAGGGCACUACGGACCUGAAUUUGUCACCUACUUCAACCAGCAAAACUCCCUUAUCGAGAGCGGCGCUAUCCAGGGCGUGCCCAUCAAAAUCACUGCCAUGCUGAUCAACAACGGUUUCUAUGAUCCGUACCUGCAGAACAAUGCUGCGCUCAAUUUCUCCACAUACGCUCCGGGAUACGGCCAGCUUGUAUCAGACGAGGUGCUCGCAAACAUCUCAAAUGCGCUGUAUAUGCCUGGAGGCUGCAAUGACCUCGAGCUCCAAUGUUACGCUGCUGGGAACUUGGAGACGAGCGCCUCUGACGACAUUUGCUACCAGGCAUUGGUCUACUGCGCCGACUACGUCGUGACGGCUUCCAUCGGCGACCGUGACGAGUACGACCUUCGUCAGGGUCCCAACCAAACAUUCCCUCCAGAAUACUACGUGAAUUACCUCCAGGAGACCUCGGUCGGUCAGAAGAUUGGCGCUGAGGUGCCGUACGCUGAGUGCGAUGCUGUUCCGUACUACGCCAUGUGGAAUACUGGCGAUAACGCGAAGACGCUGCUGCCGCAGCUGUCGGAGCUGGUCAACUCUGGUCUUAGGGUCCUUCUCUGGCACGGCGACGCUGACAUUGUAUGCAACUGGCUCGGCGGCCUUUCUGUCGCGCAGAACCUGAUCUGGUAUGGGAACGAGACGUUCAACGCGACCCCUAUGACGAACAUAACUGUUAACGGCAAGACGGUGGCCGCCGUUCAGAACGCAUAUAACUUUACCUUCGCGAGGGUCUACGGCUCUGGGCACGAAGUGGCAGCCUUCAUUCCUGAGGGAGCUCUGGCGAUCUUCCGCCAAGUCAUUGCUUACGAACCCUUGCAUUCUGUCUAAUCUUACAUCUUGAUAAUCCGAAGCGCAUUGCCUGUACCUCACAUUAGUAGAUCUUAUAAAAGUCUUUUUCC
Molecule: messenger RNA, 1514 nt
Organism: Coniophora puteana RWD-64-598 SS2
Lineage: Eukaryota; Fungi; Basidiomycota; Agaricomycetes; Boletales; Coniophoraceae
Product: alpha beta-hydrolase
Exons: 12
Coding region: 13-1443 (476 amino acids)
Biological process (GO): proteolysis
Cellular component (GO): fungal-type vacuole
Molecular function (GO): serine-type carboxypeptidase activity
Source: RefSeq, a predicted model, not a curated record